CCGAGAACCUCAGGUUGAGAUAGACAUCGAAGAGAAUGGUGGCACAGAACAAACCCAUGACAAUGAUGGACAGAGUGAGGGAGAAGAUGAUCACAAUGAAAUCAAAGACGGCAUUGGGAAUAUAGGAGGAGAUGAGACUUCACCCAAUGGCAUGGGAAACCAUAAUAGCCAGCAUCUUCAUGAUGUCAUCGGUGGCAUUGAUGAUACAGCAGAGGAUGAUGAAAGUAGAGCUAAUGAAGAUAAGCCCUUGAUGAAUG
Messenger RNA from Candidula unifasciata, 257 nucleotides. NCBI's taxonomy places the organism in Eukaryota, Metazoa, Mollusca, Gastropoda, Stylommatophora, Geomitridae. The record is from the annotation of a GenBank genome assembly.